GUUUAUGGUAACCAUGGCGGCGGCCGCAGCCUCAGAGAUCCUGAAUUUUAAUGUCGGGGUGCUGGGUCACAUCGACAGCGGGAAGACGUCGCUGGCCCGGGCCCUGAGCACCACGGCCUCCACCGCCGCGUUCGAUAAGAAUCCCCAGAGCCGGGAGAGGGGCAUCACCCUGGACCUGGGCUUCUCGUCCUUCUGCCUGCCCGUCCCGGAGCACCUCAAGCCGCAUGGAGACUACACCAGGCUCCAGGUGACACUGGUGGACUGUCCUGGACACGCUUCCCUCAUCAGGACCAUCAUUGGAGGUUCUCAAAUUAUUGACCUGAUGAUGUUGGUAAUUGAUGUGACAAAGGGAAUGCAAACGCAGUCUGCGGAAUGUCUGGUGAUUGGUGAAAUUACAUGUCCCCGGUUGGUGGUCAUCCUGAAUAAAAUUGACCUUCUACCAGAGGCAAAGAAGCAAGCGGCUAUAGACAAAAUGACAAAGAAAAUGCAGAAGACACUGGAAAAUACAAGGUUUAAUGGGUGUCCCAUCAUUCCUGUUGCUGCCAAGCCUGGAGGACCUGAUGCCCCAGAGACAGAAACUGCACAGGGCAUUUCAGAACUUAUCGAGCUCCUGAUAUCACAGACGUACAUGCCAAAACGUGAUCCCUCUGGAUCAUUCCUCAUGGCUGUCGACCACUGUUUCUCAAUCAGGGGUCAGGGCACGGUGAUGACGGGUACCAUCCUCUCUGGAUCUGUUAAUGUCAAUGACAGUGUGGAGAUUCCAUCCCUUAAGGUCAGCCGGAAGGUCAAGUCCAUGCAAAUGUUCCGUCAGCCAGUGAACACUGCCAUCCAAGGUGACCGCGUAGGGAUCUGCGUCACUCAGUUUGACCCCAAACAGCUUGAGCGAGGCCUGGUCUGUGCCCCAGACUCUCUGUGUACCUUGUAUGCUGCCAUAAUGUCUGUGAAGAAAAUACCUUAUUACAAAGGAUCAGUCCACACCAAAGCAAAGUUCCACAUCACUGUUGGCCAUGAAACGGUCAUGGGAAAGGUGACCUUCUUCAGUCCUGCCAUUGAGGAUUUUGACAGUGAGCCUGUGAUGGAUCGUUUUGACUUUGACAGAGAAUACCUCUAUCAGGAAGAAUACCUAUCACAGGCCAAGGAUGCUGGUGUUAAUAAAAGCCAAGCAGAUGGAAGCAAGGUGCCCAGGCAGCAGUGGGCCUUGUUGGAAUUUGAGAAACCAGUGACGUGCCCCAGACUGAGCCUGGUUAUUGGCUCCAAGCUCGACACUGAUAUCCAUGCCAAUACCUGUCGGCUUGCUUUUCAUGGAGUCUUGCUGGAAGGUUUUGAGGAAAAAAACUAUGCGGAAGUCUCCCUGCCCAAGCUCAAAGUCUACAAGCUGAAACACAAAGAGGGGCAAGUGGAAAGGGUUUCAGAUGAUUAUAAUGUCAUCGGCCGCUCGCUGUUCAAGAAGGAGACUAACAUGCAGCUGUUUGUUGGGAUGAAGGUGAAAUUGUCCACAGGAGAAGCUGGAGUGAUCGAAGGAGGCUUUGGGCAGAGUGGGAAAUUUAAAGUCAGAAUCCCAGAUGGAUUAAACCCUGAAACCAAGCAACAGCUCACAACAUCCAGCAAGAAGAAAUCGAAAGGAGGGAAGGGCGACUCAACGAAAGGGGAAGAUGGGAAGACUGAAGUACAACCCACAAUGAUCAUUUUGGCCUUUAAAAGAUACAUAUUUGAUCCCCAAAAGAAAAUGAUACAGUCCUAAAGUGUUUGUGAAGCGUAGGUGUUCAGGGCUAGGACUGGGUUAAACAAAAUCCUUGCCUUAAAAUCCAUUAUUCUGGGGACAGGUUUCUGUGAUUUCUGAAGGAAUAAAACCAAAAUGAAUUCUUUUGAUUGCUACGAGAUGUAUUCUGUUUCAAAGUUUUGGAAUGUAAGGGUCUAUCUCACCCUUACCCCUAACGGAGCUAACUGAUGAUAGCACAUCCCAAGGCAGUGCUGCUGUCAGUGAGGAACUGUUCGAAAUGUCAAGGUGUGAUUGUCCGUCAGCUGAUUGACCACAUGGUGGAGGGGAAAUUUCAUCCUGGCCUCAAACAUGUGUCCAGAUGACUUCAUAUCAUCAGGAGUCAGGGGUGGGAUAAAGAUCAUGAGUGCUUUAAGUGCAGAGAGAGAGAGAGAGAGCAGUCCAAGUUAACAUCUCAGAUCAGUGACCUUCUACGAAAACUGGAAUUGGCUUGGAGAUGCAACAGGCAUUUCAGCCCAUACGGAGGCAGGCUCGGGGAGCUGUAGGGGAACAAGUUGAAAACUGUACAAUAGGAGAUGAAAUGAUGGAAGAGGAACGAUGCAAGGCUAAAGGAGGUGGUGAGGGAUAAAGCAAAAGGUGGGUGCAGAGAGGAUGGAAGGGGGAUCAGCAACAACUUUGCUCAAAACAACCCAAAGAACUGUGAAUGCUGGAAACCAGAAGCUGCUGAGAAAUUCAGCAGGUCAGGCAGCAUCAGUGGAGAGAAAGCAAAGUUAACAUCUCUGGUCCAGAGACCUUCAGACCUUCAGCAUAGACACCUGCUCCUGCUGACAAGGCCUGUUUCACUGCACUCACUUCAGAAUUGGGGUCCGCAGCACUAGGUUCGCCCUGCAGCUGUAGUGCUAGUGCAAAGGGUCUUGGGCUCACUGUAAGUGUAACCAGCCCACACCUAGCCCCGUUCUAGAAAUGUAACCAGCCCACACCCAGCCCCGUUCUAGAAAUGUAACCAGCCCAUACCCAGCCCCGUUCUGGAUCUGAUUCUUAUUUCAAAAACAUCACAACCUUCCUCCAGCCGUGACAGCAUUACAGAAACUGCACUGAGAUCUGACCAGCACUGUGUUCAAAAUGUAGAUUACGACAUCAGCUGAUUGAAUGUAAAUCAUUUCUUAGUUUAAUUGUGAAUUGAAUGUACAAAUUGUUCAAUAUUAUCAAUACUCGUCAUGCCAUGAACUGCCCUGACAGCCAUUGGGUGUGACGUAAUGUUAACUUCUAAACAAGCCCUCUCCUCUCUUGUUUCCUCUCUUCUUAUCUUUGUUUUACACAAACCAACAUUCCCACAGCCACAGCAGGGAGUUCUCUCAUUUUCUUGAUGGAUAUUUAUGCCUAAUGGACUGGAACCACAGACAGAGGGUUCAUGUGUUUUAUUGUUUGCUCAUGUUCCACUACAGAAGGCCUUCUGAAGCACUGUCGCUGACCCUGAUGAACAUUUCUCCUAACCUGCUGUUCUGUUCGUAAUGCCUGUAUCCUCUAUCCUGGUAACCCACUGCGUUGAAAAAUGUGUUGCUGGAAAAGUGCGGCAGGUCAGGCAGCAUCCAAGGAGCAGGAGAAUCGACGUUUCGGGCAUGAGCGCACCUGGGAUCCACUGCAGGCCUAUUCAUUCUAUUAGUUUCCUGUUCCAUCUCUGGAUUCAUCGCUACUCAACUCCAGCCCCCCAACUCACUGUACCCACAAGCACCACCCUGACCUCACUGUAUACACAUGCACCAGCCCCCUGAGCUCACUGUACCCACCCUCAACACACCCCCUAAGCUCACUGUUACCUCCAAACAAGCCCCAGAGUUCACUGUACCCACAAACACCACCCCCCUGAGCUCACUGUACCCCCCAAACAACACCCCCCUAAACUCACUGUUACCUCCAAACUGUUACCUCCAAACACCAGCCCCCGAGCUCACUGUACCCCCCAAACACCACCCCCCUGAGCUCACUGUACGCCCCAAACACCACCCACCCUGAGCACACUGUACCCCCCAAACACCAACCCCCUGAGAUCACUGUACCCCACAAACAUCACCCCCUUGAGCUCACUGUACUCCCCAAACACCACCCCCCUGAACUCAGUGUAUCCCCAAAGCCUGCACCCACCAGGCCAGCUGUCUGGCCCCAUCCCCCGAAGCCCAAUGUAUAGUGUCUCCCCCCAACUCCAGGGUUCACUGCCUCUCUCCAUCCGGUCUCUGCACCCCCAUCCCCAAACUCACUGCCCCCUACACUCCCCCGAACCCCCAAACUCACUGCCUCCUACACUCCCCCGAACACCCAAACUCACUGCCCCCUGCACUCCCCCGAACCCCCAAACUCACUGCCCCCUGCACUCCCCCGAACCCCCAAACUCACUGCCUCCUACACUCCCCCGAACCCCCAAACUCACUGCUUCCUACACUCCCCGAACCCCCAAACUCACUGCCUCCUACACUCCCCCGAACCCCCAAACUCACUGCCCCCGAACCCCCAAACUCACUGCCCCCUACACUCCCCCGAACCCCCAAACCCACUGCCUCCUACACACCCCCGAACCCCCAAACCCACUGCCUCCUACACUCCCCCGAACCCCCAAACCCACUGCCUCCUACACUCCCCCGAACCCCCAAACCCACUGCCUCCUACACACCCCCGAAUCCCCAAACUCACUGCCCCCUACACUCCCCCGAUCCCCCAAACCCACUGCCUCCUACACUCCCCCGAACCCCCAAACCCACUGCCCCCUACACACCCCCGAACCCCCAAACCCACUGCCCCCUACACACCCCCGAACCCCCAAACUCACUGCCUCCUACACUCCCCCGAACCCCCAAAACCACUGCCCCCUACACACCCCCGAACCCCCAAACUCACUGGCCCCUACACACCCCCGAACCCCCAAACACACUGCCUCCUACACUCCCCCGAACCCCCAAACUCACUGCCCCCUACACUCCCCCGAACCCCCAAACUCACUGCCUCCUACACUCCCCC
This is a messenger RNA of Hemiscyllium ocellatum (epaulette shark), 4726 nucleotides long. RefSeq names its product eukaryotic elongation factor, selenocysteine-tRNA-specific (gene eefsec). Gene Ontology annotation, molecular function: GTPase activity; translation elongation factor activity; GTP binding. Lineage: Eukaryota; Metazoa; Chordata; Chondrichthyes; Orectolobiformes; Hemiscylliidae. Bases 5 to 1741 code for a protein of 578 amino acids. Gene Ontology annotation, biological process: selenocysteine incorporation. The transcript has 7 exons. The record is from RefSeq and is a predicted model, not a curated record.